GAUAGGGGAUCGUGUGUUAUCCAUCAAAUCAACAUUGGGAAGUAUGAAUGAUGGAGAAAUAAGCAUUUCGGCAUAUGAUACGGCUUGGGUUGGUCUAGUACAAGAUAUAAAUGGGAGUGAUCGUCCUCAAUUUCCAAGUACCCUCCAAUGGAUUGCUAACAAUCAGCUACCAGAUGGUUCUUGGGGAGAUCAUAAAAUCUUUUUGGCUCAUGAUCGGUUGCUUAACACUUUAGCUUGUGUGAUAGCAUUAAAAUCAUGGAAUAUUCAUCCUCACAAAUGCCAAAAAGGAAUGAAAUUUUUCAAGGAAAAUUUAAGUAAGCUCAAAACCGAUAACGCUGAGCACAUGCCUGGGGGUUUUGAAGUUGCUUUCCCAUCUCUACUAGAAAUGGCUCGAAAAAUAAACCUUCAAAUUCCUGAUCAAGAUUCUCCUAUCUUGCAAGACAUUUAUGCCAGAAGACGUAUAAAGCUCUCCAGGAUACCGCGGGACAUAAUGCAACAAGUGAGAACAACACUACUCUAUAGCUUGGAAGGAAUGACAGACUUGGACUGGGAAAAGCUUCUCAAAUUACAGUUCCGAGAUGGGUCUCUCUUGUUCUCUCCAUCCUCCACUGCUUUUGCAUUUAAUGAGAUCAAAGUUCAAAAUUGCUUGAAAUAUUUAACUAGUGUGGUUCAGAGGUUCAAUGGCGGACGUAAGAGUAUGCCUUUUGUCUUAGUUUUGUCUCAGCUAUAA
This is a messenger RNA of Ziziphus jujuba (common jujube), 730 nucleotides long. RefSeq names its product (-)-kolavenyl diphosphate synthase TPS28, chloroplastic. The transcript is spliced from 3 exons. The coding region runs from base 44 to 730 and encodes 228 amino acids. NCBI's taxonomy places the organism in Eukaryota, Viridiplantae, Streptophyta, Magnoliopsida, Rosales, Rhamnaceae. Gene Ontology annotation, cellular component: chloroplast. Gene Ontology annotation, biological process: gibberellin biosynthetic process. The record is from RefSeq and is a predicted model, not a curated record. Gene Ontology annotation, molecular function: terpene synthase activity; magnesium ion binding.